This is a messenger RNA of Porites evermanni, 1531 nucleotides long. NCBI's taxonomy places the organism in Eukaryota, Metazoa, Cnidaria, Anthozoa, Scleractinia, Poritidae. The record is from the annotation of a GenBank genome assembly.
AUCACAGAUAAGACGACGAUCAGAACGGAUAUAAUAGAGAGUUAAAAUUUUUGAAGAAACCGAAUAAAUCAUCUUACAGUUUUGAGAUCAUGGCCUCGAGAGAUGGACCUCGUGCUUCUGGUACGGAUGGAUCAGACUUUACACACAGACAGCGUGUGGCUUCCCACUACAAGGAAAGCGUUCAAUGGAAGGCAAAAUUGAAGGCCUGUCUUUGUUUCCAGUUAAUUCUUAACCUGGGUUUCGGAGCUUGGGUCACUGCAGCUUACAGUGGGUAGGUUCGUAAAUUUGAAUGUGAAGUAAAUUCGCAGAAUCAAUAUUUGGUGACGGGAGCUUCUAAGUUGAUAUAUGUGUGAACAUCAAGAUCAUUCAACAGGGGGCAUCCCAUUUUUGUACGAAACCUCCCCCCCCCCACCCCCCCAAUUAAAUUCUCCACCACUUGUAGACGUGCGAAAAAAUUUUGUACUAAACUCAACUUUAAUAAAGAAAACAACACGACUCAAUCACAUUCUAUUCACCAUGUGUUCGUACGAAAUCACCUGAUCAUGUUUCCCAGAGUUCCACUACACUUAGAGGAUGGUGGGUUCAGAAUAGGAGGCCCAGACUUUUUCCUUCAAAGAAGCUGUCAAAAUUUUUACCCUUAGGGCAUUUGUUUUUAAAAGUCAACCCUUUAGGUUCUUUAGGGUUUUUCAAAGGGCGAUGACAAAAAAUGGAGGGUUCAGAUUUAAGCCGUUUUUAGGGUUGCGGAUAUAUUGAAAUUGAAUGUCCCCAACCCCAUCCUCAAUUGCGUGGUCACGUAGGUUUUAGAUGAGUGCAUCCAAAUCCAUAUCCUAUUCCAAUUAAAAAACGGAUUUAAAAUGGUGCCUUUUCCCAUAGAGAGGCCAAUUCUUAAUUACCCCAUUCAAGCUUGGUUCUUCUUUAGAAGUUUUCUUUAGUUUGAAUAUUAUACGCUGUUCUUACUCGAACAAUUUUGAAUGAGGAUAUCCUGUUCCAUUCCAAAUCUUGAGUCCAAACAUUUUCUAAAACAUUUGGACAGGGACUACAGCUGUAGCUAAUCUUUGAGCACAACAAGAAAAAGUUAUAUGACCUCCUAAAAAAGGGCCUCAUGCCAGUAAAUGGGCCUGAUACUUAUCUGGUUUGCUUUUCAUACACAGAUUAACCAGGUUUGUUCUUCAUACACAGGUUAAGCAAGGCGAACCUAGAGCCCUGGGAACUGGCCUGGUUACUGAGCAUCAUUCCUGCAGUUGUUGGACUUGCAAGCCUUCCAAAAAACAAUAUUAAGCAGAUGUACAUUUGUGCAUGUGGAAUUCUGCUUCUUGGAGUGGGUCCUUUAGUUUUUGGAGCUUGUGCCAUGUUACAAGAUAUCUUUUUCAACAUCCGUCAAGGAAGAGUCCCUGCCUCACAGGAAUGGCAAAAUGCACCGAUGAAAAUGGCUGCUGUAGCUUUUGUUAUACAGUUUCACGGCAUCAGCCUGUACUAUGGAAACAAGCUAAUAAGUGCUUGGAACUCCAAGGGAGAGAAAAAGACGUCAUAG